UCGCAUAUCUGCUUCUUUUGCUUCUACCUUGUGGAACCUGACCAGCCUCACCAUGACUCUGGAGGAAGUUCCCGUGCAGAACUGCAGUGAGAAAGUUUGCCGCACCGGCGAGGCGCUGCAGGAGGCCCUGGAGUCCGCCCAAGCCAACGAGUGCCUCACCAUCGGCGUGUACGAGUCUGCUAAAGUCAUGAAUGUCGAUCCUGACAGCGUGGCUUUCUGCGUGCUGGCGAUGGACGAGGAGUUCGAGUGCGACAUCGCCCUGCAGAUCCACUUCACUCUCAUUCAGGCUUUCUGCUUCGACAACGACAUCAGCAUCGUGAGAGUGAGCGACGCGCAGCGCCUCGCUGAGCUGCUGGGAGACAAAGCGGGGCAGCUGGAUGACGCGCACUGCGUGCUCAUCACGAACCCCACCGAGGGCUCGUGGGAAGACCCCGCUCUGGAAAAGCUGCACGUGUUCUGCGCAGAGAGCCGCAGUUGCCACGAGUGGGUUCCGGAAGUGACUCUGCCCGCGCGCUGAGCCUCUCUGCACUGCACUGCUGCUGCAAGUUUGAAGGAAAUACUCUCCUCAUUCUGAGGAUCGAGGAUGAUUCUGAUGAAGCUCCUGUGGAGGCUCAUGAACGCGCGAGCGCGCGUGGACAGG
Molecule: messenger RNA, 640 nt
Organism: Colossoma macropomum (tambaqui)
Lineage: Eukaryota; Metazoa; Chordata; Actinopteri; Characiformes; Serrasalmidae
Product: growth arrest and DNA damage-inducible protein GADD45 gamma-like
Exons: 3
Coding region: 53-517 (154 amino acids)
Biological process (GO): regulation of cell cycle
Cellular component (GO): nucleus; cytoplasm
Source: RefSeq, a predicted model, not a curated record